CGCCAUUCGUUACUGCGGUCAAAAUAAAAUCCCCCUUCUCUCCCACUCCCACUCUCCAUCCUGCAUUUACCCCUUUCAUGUGGGACGUGUCCCCAUUAAUUUUAUAUCUCCCCUCUCAAUUUCUCUCUCACAGACCCCCCUCCAACUCUCUAUAACUUCCCCUCUCUUCCUUUCCCUGGUUGUACGAGAGAGGUAAAAGCGUUACAGAGGGUACUUCCAAUCGGUUUGUCAUGUCAGACCAUUUCCAUCUUCCCAAUCUCCGCCUCUCCCAGUUAUAAAUUUGUAUGUGCUCUCCUAACAGUGUUUUGGGACUAAUAAUGGAGAGCCUCCUCUGUGAUGAAAUAUGGCUUACCAGUCCUGUAACUCCUGACCCACCCUGUCGUGCACCCAUGCAACCCAAUUUCGACAUUCACGCUUCUUCAUUCUAUACCACUAAACAAGAUCGCGAGCAGGCUCUCGCUAUUUGUAUGCGCCAGGAGCUCAGUUACAUGCCUGAACCUGAAUACGCCCACCGUCUCCGGUUCGAUGAUAUGGGAAUCUCUAGGUUCAGGGUUAUACAAUGGAUCAUCAAGUCUCGUAGUCGAUUGAAUCUCUCUCUUGAAACAGUUUUCAGUGCUGCAAAUUACCUUGAUCGAUUUAUUUCAAUGAAUCAAUGGCAUGGUUGGAAAUACUGGAUGGUUGAAUUACUGUCAGUUGCAUGCUUAUCUGUUGCUUCCAAGUUUACUGAAUCCUUCACUCCUUCCUUUGACGAAAUCCAGAUGGAGGACCUGGAACACUCAUUUGAAUCGAGCACAAUCCAGCGGAUGGAAUUGACACUACUGCAAGCACUAGGAUGGCGCCUUCGCUCAACAACACCUUACACCUUUGCAGAACUUUUGUUAUGGAGUAUAGACUCCCUGCAGCCUCACCUUCACCAGGAGUUAAUCACCCGAGUCACCGACCUGCUUCUCCAUUCUCUUUCUGAUUCUAAAUUCCUGGAGUUCAGGCCAUCUGUUGUUGCUGUAUCUGCGAUACGAUGCUGUUCAGAAGAAUUACUUUCCUCAAAAUCAGAUGCCAGUGUCAUGACUUAUUUUACUGAUUUCAUUCCUCCAGAACAAAAGGGUGAUCUAGCAAGGUGCCAAAAGAUCAUGGAAUUGAGAAUGACUGAUCCACUGUACAAGAUAAAAGUCUGCGGGAACUCCAAAUACUGCCCUUCAAGUCCAAUAACAGUGCUAACAAUGAAGGGGACGAACACAUGUGAUUGUCACGUCAAUCUCUCUGUGUCAAAGAUGCAGUCAGGUUCAAACAUCAAUUUCAGAUCAAAUUUAAGGAAGCGAAUGAGGGAAGGACAUUGAAGAUGACGUUAGGAAGCAUUUUAUCAUAUCUUAUUUUGUUGUUGUACCAAGGCUUAUGAAGGAAAACUAAUCAAAGUUUGCCUGUUAAGCCUGCAACGAAGUUGCUACUGGUCAGAUUGAUGUGUGAUUCCACAUCUAUAUGGUUUGGUUCUUCAAAAAUAAAAAAUAGAAUAAAUUCCAGAACAGAAAGUUACUAAUAC
Molecule: messenger RNA, 1534 nt
Organism: Vitis riparia (riverbank grape)
Lineage: Eukaryota; Viridiplantae; Streptophyta; Magnoliopsida; Vitales; Vitaceae
Product: putative cyclin-D7-1
Exons: 6
Coding region: 285-1334 (349 amino acids)
Biological process (GO): mitotic cell cycle phase transition; regulation of cyclin-dependent protein serine/threonine kinase activity
Cellular component (GO): cytoplasm; cyclin-dependent protein kinase holoenzyme complex; nucleus
Molecular function (GO): cyclin-dependent protein serine/threonine kinase regulator activity
Source: RefSeq, a predicted model, not a curated record